GUCGCUGAUAUGUAUGGAGGAGAGUGCGUUUGGAGCCCUACCAGUGAACCUCCCUGAAGAUUUGACAAAAAUACGCAUAGAAAAAUCUCACUUUACUGAAAUUCCCAGAAGGGCUUUCUCCACAUCGAGCUCUCUGGAGAACCUUUGGCUGAACUUUAAUGACAUUACUUUAAUAAACUCAAAGGGUUUGGAAGGUUUGGGCAACUUGACGGAACUCCGUUUGCAGGGGAACAAGCUGCGCUCAGUACCAUGGACAGCGUUCGAGGACACGCCGUCUCUGAAGAUCCUGGACCUGAAGCACAACCAGCUGGACGUCCUGCCGGAGCACGCCUUGAAAUUCCUGCCAGAUCUCACGUACUUAGACUUGUCCUUCAACCGGCUCACGGUCAUCUCGAGGGAGGUCUUUCAGAACUGGCCCCUUUACCAAAAACUGCAGAGCGUGGAGGACCGGGAGGUGUCCGGGCCGAACGUCGUCCUGGCGCUGCACGACAACGCCUGGCUGUGCGACUGCCGCCUGAAGGGCUUCGUGGAGUUCGUCUCGUCCCUGAGCCCCCCCAUCAUUCUGAUGAACUCCUACUUGACCUGCUCAGAGCCGGGCUUUAGGGCCGGGAAGUUCUUCCACGAAAUCGAGCUCCGGGCGUGCAUGAAGCCGGCUGUCAGCACCUCCACGACCAACACGAGCCUGGCGCAGGGCUCCAACCUCACCCUGCACUGCACGGCCAAGGCCCGGCCGGAGCCCGCCGUGUGGUGGACAUAUGGCCUGAAGAUAAUCAGAGGAUUUCAUGAAUCUCAGGAAAGAGUGUCUGAUGACACGAUUAGAUCCCUCCUGGUGAUCCCCUCCCUCAGUGCAGCUGACCGAGGUGUCUACACCUGCACUGCAGUGAACUUCAUGGGGAACUCCUCAGUCAGCAUCUUCCUGGACGUCCUCACCGCUGACAGCAGCCAGUCACCCUAYGCUCCAGGUCGCCCGGCUCCACCAGGAGCUCGAAAUGAAAACGUCUUCAUUGACAUCCGCAUCGCUAAACAGACUGUGCGUGGGAUCUCCAUCGAGUGGUUCGCUGCUCUGGAUCACCCCUCAGAAACGUGGUUCACCAUCCACUUCGGUCGCGCAGACGCCGAUAAAAAAGAAACGACCUACAUCGGGCCUGGGAUUCACUCGUACUCCGUCUCAGAUCUGAUGCCCGCCACCAAAUAUGAAAUCUGUGUAACCCUCAAGAACCAGACGCCACAGCCAGGCCAGUGUAUCGUGUUUGUGACAGGAAGUGACAUCACGGAGAUGGAGCAGAGGGAGAAGCUCAUUCACAUAGUGGUGAUAGUUUUAGCCAUGGUGCUGGCCGUGCCUAUAGGCAUGUACGCCUGCACCACCGACACUAGGUUCGUGUGUGUGGAGGUGAUCAUGGAGUCCUGGAAGAGACGCCAGAGAGAGAGCAACUCCCUUGUGAUGGAGCGAGAGCGGCAGGGCACCUUCGACAGUCUGCAGGCCGCCAGCGAUGAAGGGCUGGUCAAUAAAGAUUCGAGUGAAGACAGGAAGGCCGAGGAGAUUGUUGGAAAGAUGUGAAAGAUGACCUUUAUGUCAACGCUAUAAUUCACGGAUUUUCAUCAGUAUAGAUAAGUGAAGAUGUUUGACUUUUUCAGAAAUAUGAAACAUUUUUCAAAUGAAAAAUUUUGUUUGUUCUGAAAAACUGCUUUACUCCUUCAUCUUCUGUAACAAUCUUUUUGUCAGAAACAAUGGAACAGAAACAGAAAUAUUAAAAUGUCUACUAUUUAAAUAUACCACAUUUUAUUAAUUUGUUGUGUUAAUAUACAAAAAACUUGAUUUCCUAAAAAAGAGAAUUUUUUUUCUUACACAUAUUUUUAUAGUAAACUUUGUUUUUGCAUGUAGGGUUUUCUGUGUGUAUCAUGCAUUUUGUGUCCCUUGCAUGGCUUUUAUCAGGCAUUUUUAUGAUAUAUAUUUGCUAUUUUCAGCUUAUAGUGCAUCGGAACACAUCUAAAAAUGUUUUUAUUAAAUUUGCUGACAAGAAGUGAUUUUAUUGUGCUGGAAAAACCUUAUUCAGAAUAUAGAUUUUAAAGAGGUUUUUAAAAUGUCACAAUAUAAAAACAGAGUAAACAUUAUGAAAAUUGUAUAAAAAAUCAUAUGGUUUAUCAGCAAAGUUGCAAAGAUUAUGUUAUUCUGUGUAAGGUCUGAAAAUUGAAACUAGAAGUACAGUACGUUGACGUUUUCAUCAUCUGAAUUAACUGGACACACCUAAUAAAUCUCUGUGAGGGAACAAUAAAGUUUUAUGAUCAUUUCUUUAAUCCUCUCUGUAUGUGCACUUCACGGUUCAUUUUUCUUCCAAUGCAGCUGAAAAUCCCAUUUGCACCAACCAGCUGGGACAGAUGGCCCAUCGGAUAUACAGCAACCAAUAGUAUUCUUCAUUUGAAACAAUACCCAAUCACUGAUAUCCUUUCCAAUAUGCUCUCAUCUUAAUGAUGUAUGGAUUCUUGAUUGAUUAGACAAAAAAUAAAUAAAAAAAACAAACAAACAAACAAAAAAAACGCCUACUUCCAUCUUCGUUGUUUCUUAGAGAACUGGUAUUCAUUUAAGGACAUAAAAUGAAAAACAUACUUGCAGAAAAAGGCUGUUUUCUUUUGAGAACAUGUGAAAUGAAAUAGUUUGAGAGAAAAAAAGGCAGCUUUUGCCGCAAAACUCAGUGUAAUUUUAAAUGUUAUUUUACAGUAUAUUUAAGUUAUUAAUAAGACUUAAUUUCUAAUGGUAAGGGGUGAUAAUGUUGUGCCCGUGACUGUGCACAUGUGUUUAUUUGUUUGUUACAGUGUUAGCAAAAUAUUUCAUGAACCAGUAGACAUAUUUUAAGGAAACUCCCUGAAAGUAAUCAUUGGAUGGACAUUUACAACCUCUUAACUAAUGGAGUCAACUGAAUUCAAGUUGAUCAACAUUAAUCCACACAA
Austrofundulus limnaeus is the source of this 2946-nucleotide messenger RNA. It is a transcript of the gene lrit2, whose product is annotated as leucine-rich repeat, immunoglobulin-like and transmembrane domains 2. The record is from RefSeq and is a predicted model, not a curated record. NCBI's taxonomy places the organism in Eukaryota, Metazoa, Chordata, Actinopteri, Cyprinodontiformes, Rivulidae. Gene Ontology annotation, molecular function: protein binding.